Messenger RNA from Spea bombifrons (plains spadefoot toad), 1263 nucleotides. Its product is annotated as lutropin subunit beta-like. The record is from RefSeq and is a predicted model, not a curated record. Lineage: Eukaryota; Metazoa; Chordata; Amphibia; Anura; Pelobatidae. Gene Ontology annotation, molecular function: hormone activity. Gene Ontology annotation, biological process: G protein-coupled receptor signaling pathway. The coding region runs from base 322 to 720 and encodes 132 amino acids. Gene Ontology annotation, cellular component: extracellular region; cytoplasm. The transcript has 3 exons.
CAAUUUGGAAUUUGUACUGAGGGCAUAUGGUAUCGGCUCCCAGCGGACAGGACACGGUGUGCGCUCUGGGAUUAAUUUAGCUGGUGGUUACGUGAAAUAUAGAUCCAUCGAGAGCACAUCAGUAAUCCUUUCCGGCAGUGAAAUCAAGGAAAGGACAUGCUGUUAACCUUCCCACCCCCACAAGGACCUCCAGCACCUAAUACCUGGAGGAGGUGGCCGAUCUCAAACCAUUUAAAUGAUCACCUCUUAGGGGCGAGGUGCCCAGUACACUUCGGAUGCUAGAUACCGUUUCAUUUCGGAUUCCCGUCUUGUCUUGUAAGGAUGUCUGUCUCUCAAAUCGCGUUAAUGUCCCUGGCUGUCUACUUGUCCGCCGUGCAAGGACGCCGUCCGUGCCACCCAACCAACGCAACCAUCUCAGCUGAAAAAGAAGACUGUCCAAUCUGUAUGACCCUCACCACCACCAUCUGCAGCGGCUACUGCCAGACCAAGGAUCCGGUAUAUAAAAGCGCGCUCGCCACGUAUUACCAGCACAUCUGUACUUACAAAGAGAUUCGCUACGACACCAUCAAACUGCCGAACUGCUCACCGAACACCGACCCCUUCUUCACCUACCCGGUAGCCGUGAGCUGCGAGUGCAGCCUGUGCAAGAUGGAUUACAGCGACUGCACCGUGCAGAGCCUCGGGCCGGCCUUCUGCUCCAACAGCGUCAUAUCCAUCUGACACCAAACCCAGGGGUGCCCGGCUUCUCGGACACGCGGUAAAGGGAUCUGUCACCUCAAGCUUUUAUAACGGGAAUAAAGAGCAUAAAAUAGGACCGAUACUUUGUUCUAGUGCAUUGAGAAAUGUUGUUUUGAAAUGUGGUUGCGGAGUCCGCGGUAUGACCAAAAAUGCUAAUUAAUCACCAAAAUAGAUAUUAAUUUGCAUAAGAUACCACACCCUUAAAUAAGUGGGUGGAGUCCGUACAUUAGAUACUUCUCAAAGCACCUGUUUGCAAUCUCACUAGGUCGAAGUAUAGGUAAAUCGUAUGCUCAAAGAUUCCAUUGAAAAUGCAAUUUAGGCGACAUUCACUUUAAAUUCAAAUGUACUGAUCCACAAUGUAUGCAUUACAUUAUUCACCCCUUCAAAAGGGAAAAACUGCCCGAAUUUCAAUACAAUAAAGGCUUGUUUACGCAUAUAUUGCAUGCAAAGUGUGUAAUUCGGGUAAUCUUUCAUGGACAAGUCUAUAGACUGUAAGGGAGGAUGUAAAAGAUUUGCUGUAAACAU